UACACUCCUCCAAUGUUUACGUUUUAUAGCAAGAAAAUAAAUUCUGCAAAUUUUUGCUGAGCACAAUACCAAAUAAAAUAAACAACAAAUCGGGCACUAAACCGCACAAAUGUCGCUGCUGGAGCAAUACGAACAGCAGUAUGCUUCCUUAAUAGCCGAAAUAACGGCCCAUAUUGGACGACUGCAGCAGCAAAGCAACAACAGUGAACGCCAUGAUUUGUGCAGCAAGAUCGAUGGCAGUAUGGCCGAGGCCCAGGAACUGCUGGAGCAAAUGGGCCUGGAGGUGAGGGAACUGAAUCCCGGACAGCGGAGCAGCUUCAAUGGCAAACUGCAGGUGGCCCAGGCGGAACUAAAACGCCUGCAGGCGGAAUACCGGAUGAGCAAGGAUAAACAGAAGGCCCAGGCCAAUGCGUUCACCACUCUUGACUUGGGUGACAGCUACGAGGAUGUGUCCAUAAGCACGGAUCAACGGCAGCGCCUCCUGGACAACUCGGAGAGGAUCGAAAGAACGGGCAAUCGCCUGACUGAGGGAUAUCGAGUGGCGGUGGAAACGGAGCAACUGGGCGCCCAGGUGCUGAACGACCUUCAUCACCAAAGGGAAACGCUCCAGGGAGCCAGGGCGCGUCUUCGGGAAACCAAUGCCGAGUUGGGAAGGGCCUCCCGCACCCUCAACACCAUGAUGUUGAGAGCUUUGAGGGAAAAGGUAGUACUAUAUGGAGUGGGUGUCUGUUUUGUUGUGGCCGUGGGUGUCAGUCUCUAUUUGACUUUUGCACCCAGCUCUACAACAUCCGUCACGUCGUAGUAAUU
This is a messenger RNA of Drosophila rhopaloa, 807 nucleotides long. It is a transcript of the gene Vti1a, whose product is annotated as vesicle transport through interaction with t-SNAREs homolog 1A. The transcript has 2 exons. Lineage: Eukaryota; Metazoa; Arthropoda; Insecta; Diptera; Drosophilidae. Gene Ontology annotation, molecular function: SNAP receptor activity; SNARE binding. Gene Ontology annotation, cellular component: ER to Golgi transport vesicle membrane; endoplasmic reticulum membrane; SNARE complex. The record is from RefSeq and is a predicted model, not a curated record. The coding region runs from base 110 to 802 and encodes 230 amino acids. Gene Ontology annotation, biological process: Golgi to vacuole transport; vesicle fusion with Golgi apparatus; intracellular protein transport.